Molecule: messenger RNA, 4365 nt
Organism: Rhopilema esculentum
Lineage: Eukaryota; Metazoa; Cnidaria; Scyphozoa; Rhizostomeae; Rhizostomatidae
Biological process (GO): attachment of spindle microtubules to kinetochore; protein localization to kinetochore
Cellular component (GO): nucleus
Source: RefSeq, a predicted model, not a curated record
GACGGUUUGAGUUUCGCGCGAAAGCACAAAUUUUGUCUGGCUUCUUUGUAUGGACAAAAUUGAUGGCAAUAAAUGAGUUCGUGGUAUAAGUUCACGUAAAUAUAAGAAAUUAGAGGAUGGAGAAUAUUAUUCAAGAAAGGAAAAAGGUCAAGUCAAGCAGAAGAUCAUCUAUUCUGAAGAAAUCUCCUUGUAGACUGCCAUUAGAAGAUCUAAAUGUGAACAAUGAUGCUCUGGAUUCCAGAACCAUGGGAGGUAAGAAGGUCAGACGGUCAGUAGGAAGGAGAGUCAGUUUUGCAGAGAAACCACAAAUCAAGGAGUUUAACAAGCACCAGAACAUUCACGAGCAACUCCAAAAUAUUCCUGAUGGGAGAGAACAUGGAAUGUCCCUUGGGUCUGAAGGCGCUGAGAAUUCCAAAGAUUUUAACAUUUUCAACAUGCUGGCGAAGAAACCAAAUGGUCAAGGCACCAGUCAGCCAAAUGUCCUUAGCGAACUUGGAUUUGGUUCAAUAGCCAGUGACGUACGACGGGCCUCGGAUCAAAAUUCGUUGAACCGAGGUCGCAAACGCAAAUCCUUUGAUAUCAACGACUUUGUUGAGCACGACGACGAUGAUACGGUUGGCGUGAUACUUAGCGACCAAACAGAAGUCUAUCAGGAUUGUGACAUGUCCUUUACUGAAUGCGUUGGUGGUGAUGCCAAUCGUGCAAAUGCAGACGAAGGUCAUCAAAGUUGUAUUAUGAACGAAACAAAGAUCUUUGAUGAUUUAAGCAUGGAUUUGACGUGUCAAACAUUUUUUGAAAGUGGGGAUCGUACUUCUGUUAAAGAGAAUACUGCACACGUGCUGGAAUCGCUUAAAGAUUCUACGUACAGAGCAUCAAUUGGAUUUUCACAGUCUGGUCUUGGUUCUUAUUCCCAGGAACGACUAGAUAGUUUGAAAGCACUUGCAGAAAAGAGCUUUGGCAGGAGCGAAAAAUGGUAUAGGGGGAUGCUUGGUACAGCAGAAAUGAUAAUGAAGGGAGCGAGCAGCCCCGGCCAUUUGGCAGAAUACUCGAAUCCCAAUAGACAGUCUGCAUUUACCCCAGUCAACAAUCAUUCUACAUUAGAUAGGAGGCAGGAUGACGAUGUUGAGAAUGAUUACCAUGAUGACUUUGCAAAGCAGUCAGAGCUAAAACGUGGAGCUGGGCGUAAGCAUUUAUUUGCAGACACGAUUAUUCCUUUUCUCAAAAGUCAAAACAAAACAAACUCUUCGCCAUCUCAUGUGCUUCCUGAAAUAUCGGACAACUCUUUGCCAUCUCAUGUGCUUCCUGGAAUAUCGGACAACUCUUUGCCAUCUCAUGUGCUUCCUGGAAUAUCGGACAAAUCUUUGCCAUCUCAUGUGCUUCCUGGAAUAUCGGACAAAUCUUUGCCAUCUCAUGUCCCUCCUGGACUCUCGGAUGUCUGCAACGACGAUAGACCCGAUUCCCAAGCCACAGGGAGAUUUCGCCAGGCAAGCCGUGAACACCUGUUUGCAAAUUCGAUCAUCUCUUUCCUUAGAGAUCAAGAUAAGUCUAUGACAAGGCCAGACGCUUUCAGCGAUACGGAAACAGAUCUGCCUGUUCUCAACCAAGAGCUUGUCAAUAAAAGCAGUCAAAUACAAGAGUGUGCUGAUCAACUUGCUCAUUCAACGACAAUUGAUGCUUACCAUACUUCUGAUAGACAAGUAACUGAUAGGGCAGCAUCCUAUAAUGAGGACGAACUUGUUGUGGACAAUGAAAAUUCAGGAAAUGAUUUGACUUUGCGAGAAGAAGAUGUCCCUGUUGAAAAUACGCCGACAGAGAUUUCAGUCGAUUACAAGAAAGAGGCAAUUCCUAAUGAAGGUGAGACCGAGGAAUCCUCAGAAAGCUACCAAAAUGAGGCCAACUCGUUUGAAGAUGAGGCGGAGGUAGUUGCAGCUGAUGGUGAGGAAGAUUGGCUAGAAGAAAAUUGGUUGCUGUCAGAAGUAUCAGACAAAAAGCAGGAAGGAGAAACCGAUAAUCUUCCCGAAAAUUUCAACGACGUCACUGGAAAUGAGAAAACUUUGCCGACGUUACUGAGUUUAGAGAACGAUCCUGCCUACAAGGAAAGAAUUGACUCAAUAAAAAGGCAGAAAGUUGAGAUGGAAGUAAAACUGGCAGAGUUAAACAGAGCUUUAGAAAAGAAUCGUGAAGACUUUAUUGUCUCAGAAGAGAUGACAAGAGAUCUUCAAAGUGAAUUCAAGGAAAUAGAAGAGGAAGCUGCUAAGCUUGAUCAAAAUGAAGCUGAAAUCAAACAAAAAGAUACAGAACUUGAAGAACUCAAAUCGAAAAGGAAAAAUUUAAUGAGUGAGCUGGAUCAGUUUGAAAAAAGAAAAGAAGAAUUAAAAUCGUCAAAAAAAAUUCUUGAUGGAAAAGUUGUUGCUAAAAAAGUUGAAGAAGCUGAAAGAGACAAUGAUCUUUCGAAGCUAUAUGAUUACACACAGAGGUUUUUACCUUGGUCUUUAUUAAGCUAUUCUACGGACCAGAUUAUCGUCAAGUUUUUUAAUUUCAAGCUGACAGUAAGCUUUGAAAACACAGGAAAAACUCUAGUGGACUCACUCUCUUCAGAUGCGAAAAUUACAAAAAUCAGUUUUGAGAAAAAUAAAGAAGGUCAUUCCAACGACUGGGGGAACUUUGUUUCAAAGCGACUUCUCCGUCAGAUUAAUACGGAUUUAUUAAAGACAACGUAUCCAACCAUACGACAAAUACCCAAGCUGUUGGACACAGUGACUGAAAUAGUUUUGGCUCACGAAAAGCUAUACAAGGACCUAUUCUCCGUCUGGGCAAAUAACAACUUGUCGAUUGAAGAUGAUGACAGUGUUUUAAUUUCAAAAUUCAUCAGUCCGCCGCAAGCUCUAUCUACAGAAUUUCUGGUGAAGUGCAAUAUAGACGAGAACAGUACAUUUCCCAAGAUGCAACUUGAGGUUGACCAUGUAUUCGGAAAAGACAGAACUGAGAUGUUUCAAGAUGCGGUUAAUGACACAAAGCCCGGUUCAAUGCUAUUUUCAAGAACAAUUAAACAAAUAAAAGGCAUUAUAUUAGAUGCCCACAGACAGUAUAUAAAUGGCCAAAGUUAAGCAGAAAUUUGCAUCAUUGUAAGUUUAGGCCUGUUUUCAAAAUGAAUUCUGCUGCUGAAGAACCCCUACAAAGAAGAACUUGUGGAUUCAAAAAACUACAGGCUGCCUUAUUUAUAAUGCAUUCUUUUGCCUAGGAAGCUACUUUAGACUGACAAAUUACAAAGUUUUUUAAGGGCAUUGAACCUGAGUCAUCUGUUUUCGCGAGGAUAUACCCCCUACUGACAGGCACAACCGACUAAAGUAAUAUUCAAAAUAUACCUUAAUAAGAACCUAAUACAAGAAACCUUUGACUCAGCGAUUCAAGAAUGUCCUUUUGAAGUAAGACUCAAUGACUGGCUGACUAUAUCAAAAACGGAUCGUUCUCUACUGUACUGUCAUCAACGACCAGGGACUUUCAAAAUCAUAGCAUCCUAGUUUCUAAAAAUUUGUAAACUAGGCCGUUUUUAUAAUUUUCAUGAAGAGAACUGACUUAGAAAUGUUAUAUCUUGCAAAUAAUUCCUUUACAGUAGAGCAAAAAGGACCCUGUGAGUUCCCAAAUAAGAUCGUUAUGCUCGUUGACUCUUAAUCUACUAUAAAAGUAUAUUUUUCUUGUAAACAGGUUACCAUAACUGAAUUAGAAUAUUCUGGUCGCUCUUCUCUGCUUUUAAUCGAUUUCAUUCAAGGAUUUCGAGAAGCUUACUUUAUAAUAUUGACUGUUUUUACGUGUAAUUUCUCAAGACAAGGUUGAUAAUAUUACUUGUACAUAAAAACUUAUUGACUCAUCUUUCUACAAUAAAUCUGUGAUUUGUUCAAUCGAGUUUCCUUUCAUUACCUGUAGCUUCAGAACGUCUCAUUUUCUUCACAAUAUUGCAUUUUCGCUUAUGUAGUAUAUUGUUUUGAACAAUCAAAAUAUCUUGAUGUACAUAAAGUUUUUCUUUCAUAAAGAUCAUUUUGCCACAAGGAUCUUCUCUUUCUUCUUUACUCUCUAAAUGCAUUCGCCAUGGCUUCAAUCAGGGGCGGACACUUGGUCAAAUCUGGGGGGCAAACCAACGCAGGUUGCCGAAAAUCGCGAUUUUUUCUGAUAGUAAAUUCAGAUGAAAUCGAAGUACUGUUACUUUUGCAAAUUUUUUAUAAUGCUUUCAAAAAUGCAGACGAUUUAUUGCCAAUUAAGUUUUGCACAUUUCUCGCUGAGGGAAAACAUCAUGCAAAAAGUGUUUUCUGCUUAUCGGGGGGAAACUGGUGAAGAAUUUUUGUGGGAGGUAUCCUUACGAAGAGAUGA